GGGUCAGAAAAAAAUAUGUUGGUUCCAUUAGAAUAAAUCUUGGUAAGAAUUUCCCCAGACAAUCAUUACAGAAUUCCAUUUUUUGUUUUCGAUACAGAAUUUGAGUGUUCACAGGCUAGUAGCCCUAAGUCAACUAUGUCCAUUUUAUAACCGAAGUCUAAGAAGAUUAGUUCUCAUUCUCCAAUAUAGAGCUCGCUUCUGUGACUCUAUUUUUUCCAAAGGGCAUCGGAGAUGGCUGGUGGAUCUUUUGCUCCGGCCGGCGUGGCUAAGGAGAGAGCAGGGCAGUAUCAACGGACAGUCACCUGUUAUGUCAUCGUCGCCUGCGUUGUUGCAGCCGUAGGUGGCUCACUGUUUGGUUAUGACAUUGGAAUAUCAGGAGGGGUGACAUCAAUGGAUGGAUUUCUUGAAAAAUUCUUCCCCACAGUUUACAGAAACAAAAAUCGUGCGCAUGAAAACAACUACUGCAAAUACAACAACCAAGGCCUAGCAGCAUUUACAUCUUCUCUCUAUUUAGCUGGUUUGGUUUCAUCUAUUGUGGCAUCUCCCAUUACACGGAAAUAUGGGCGUCGGGCGAGUAUAAUAUGUGGCGGGCUUAGCUUCAUUGUGGGAGCAACUUUAGAUUCUUCUGCAGUAAAUCUGACGAUGCUUAUAUUGGGUCGAAUCAUGCUUGGCUUUGGCAUCGGAUUUGGAAAUCAAGUUUUGGUAUGUUCAGGCUUGGCUCAAGUUGAUUGUCACGUGAUCAAGCUUGGAGUAUUGUUUAAGAUUGGCUCAAAGUUUAAAUUAUAUGCUCAGGCAGUUCCACUAUAUUUGUCAGAGAUGGCACCAACCCAUCUUCGAGGAGGACUGAACAUGAUGUUUCAAUUAGCAACAACACUCGGAAUCUUCACGGCAAACAUGAUUAAUUAUGGAACGCAGAAGCUCGAACCAUGGGGAUGGAGGCUCUCCCUAGGCCUGGCUGCAGCGCCCGCAUUCUUAAUGGCAGUCGGGGGACUACUACUUCCAGAAACACCUAACAGCUUAAUUGAACGUGGAUCAAAAGAGAAAGGAAGAAAAAUUCUGGAGAAAAUCAGGGGGACUGAGAACGUGCACGCAGAGUUACAAGACAUAGUUGAUGCAAGUGAGCUUGCCAACUCGAUUCAGCAUCCGUUUAGAAACAUCCUUGAAAGGCAUAAUAGGCCACAAUUGGUCAUGGCAAUCUUCAUGCCAACAUUUCAGAUUCUCACAGGCAUAAACUCAAUUCUGUUCUAUGCCCCUGUCUUGUUUUCAACUAUGGGAUUUGGGAGAAAUGCUUCUCUCUACUCUUCAGCAUUGACUGGAGCAGUUCUGGCUUCAUCAACUGUAGUGUCUAUUGCUACCGUUGAUAGAUGGGGACGAAGAGCUUUAUUAAUUGGUGGAGGAAUACAAAUGAUUAUAUGUCAGGUCAUAGUUGCAAUUAUUUUGGGGGUCAAAUUUAGCGGUGACAAGGAGCUCUCAAAAGGCUUCUCAGUAUUGGUGGUGGUUGUGAUCUGCCUCUUUGUUGCAGCGUUCGGAUGGUCAUGGGGGCCACUUGGCUGGACAGUUCCCAGUGAGAUAUUCCCAUUAGAAACCCGAUCAGCAGGACAAAGCAUUACAGUUGCUGGUGUCCCCAUUGAAGAGAUGGUGUUCCUGUGGAGGAAGCACUGGUUCUGGAAGAAGAUUGUGCCUAGUUAUCCAGAAGAUAAUGAGAGUAAUACUAACAACAACUCAGCUUCUGUUGCAAUCACCGAGCACAUUCACUAA
Ilex paraguariensis (yerba mate) is the source of this 1758-nucleotide messenger RNA. Lineage: Eukaryota; Viridiplantae; Streptophyta; Magnoliopsida; Aquifoliales; Aquifoliaceae. The record is from the annotation of a GenBank genome assembly.